Messenger RNA from Paramecium pentaurelia, 2092 nucleotides. The record is from the annotation of a GenBank genome assembly. Lineage: Eukaryota; Ciliophora; Oligohymenophorea; Peniculida; Parameciidae.
UAUGUCAGCACUUGAGAUAGCACGCAAGAAAAUAUCAUUUGAUGUAAACAAGUUGUCACACUUCAUUUGGGAAGGAGAAGAAAGAUUCAAGAGAUUUAUGGCUUUUUAGAAGAUAUGUAGUUCUGAUCCUCUUCUUCGUAAUAAUCCAAAAGACAUUGGAAUUGGAAGAGCAGAAACAUAUGAACUAUAUGCUAAGAAAAUGAAGAAGUUAUUGGAAGUAGCUGACUUGCGUGAUAUCAAAGAGUUUGCAACCUUGAUCUAUCCAGAGGCUGUAAGAUAUUGAUAUUAUGGUUAAAUAGUUAGUGUCAUCAUUGAAUUAUGAAAUGUUUAUGCCCACAAUAUUGAAUUUGGGUACAGAUGAAUAAGUGAAGCUAUUUUAUGAACCAGCAUCAAGAUGGGAGAUACUUGGUUGUUAUUCAUAAACAGAAUUAGCACAUGGUUCAGAUAUAAAUAGAAUUGAAACAAUAGCCACAUAUGAUAAAUAAACAAAAUCUUUUAUAAUUCAUACACCAUCAUUAAAAGCUACUAAAUGGUGGGGUAGUGAUAUGGGAAUAACAGCUACUCAUGUAGUUACUUAAGCUUAAUUGUAUAUUGAUGGUAAGAGAUAUGGAGUAUAGAAUUUUGUUGUAUAAAUAAGAGAUGUAAAAACUCAUCAAACACUUCCAGGUAUUCUAGUAGGUGAUAUUGGUGCUAAAUUUGGAUACAAUGCAAAAGAUAAUGGAUAUUUAAGAUUUGAUAAUGUUAGAAUUCCAAAAGUUAAUAUGUUAAGCAAAUAUGUAAAUGUCUCAGAUGAUGGUCAAUUCACUAAAACAGGAGAUGAUAAAGUAUGGCAUGCUACAAUGUAAUUAAUGAGAUAACAUUUCUUGGAUUCUGUUUGGAAAUGUCUAGGAAUUGGUCUAACUAUUGUUAUUAGAUAUUCAUUAUAAAGAAAAUAAUUCAAAGAUGCUUUAGGAUAAGAAAUUCCUAUCUUUGAUUAUCAACUUUAAUAACAUAAAUUGAUUCCUUUAAUUGCUGAAAUGUAUGGAUGUAUGUUAGGAAGUAAAAGAGUUUUUGCUAUGGCAUAAGACAAUGUUGCUAGAAUCAAAUAAAAGAAUGAUUUCUCUAAAAUGAUGGUAUAUCUUUAAAUCAUUUUAGGAAGUACAUGUUGUCUUAAGUGCUUCUAAAGCCUACUAUACAUGGAAUUGUUUCUUUGCUUUAGAAAAGGUUAGAUAAUGUGCUGGUGGACAUGGUUAUUCAUAUUAUUCUGGAAUCCCACCUCUUAUUACUGAAAUGAGUCCUUGUGUUGUUGCUGAAGGUGAUAAUACAGUUUUAUCUUUAUCUGUUGGUAAAGUCUUAUUGAUGUAUCUCAAUAAAGGUAUUUUUAUUAUUUCUAUUCAUAUAGCCAUGUAAUCAGGAAAGGCUCCUAAUACAACUUGUGAUUAUUUGGAAGACAUUUUCAAUUAUUUGACUGAACUCAAAUAACCAUUAGUCUCAAAAGAGUGCACAAGAGAUCUCAAUAAAGUUUUGGCUGCUUUAAGAUACAAUGUUGCUUUCAAUGUUGCUAAUGCAGGAUAAAAAUUACAAACUCUCAUGGGUGAUAAGGGAUUAACAUUUAAGGAAGCUACAGACAAACAUUUAGGUAUUCUCUUAUAAGAAAUUGCUCAUACACAAUCAAAUUAUUGGACUUUCAGAACUUUUGUUGAAGAAAUUAAUGCUUUGACUGAUCCAAAUAUUAAGGCUGUUCUAAGUUAAUUAUGUUUAUUGUAUGGUCUUAAUAAGAUACUUGAAUAAUAAGGAUAAUUGUUUGAAUAUGGAGUUUUAAGUGGUCCUCAAUUUGUAUGGAUCAGAGAAACUAGAGAUGAACUUAUUUCAAAUUUGAAAGAUAAUGCAUUAGGAUUAGUAGAAGUAAUUUGAUUUUCUAUACUUCUUAGUCUAUUGGAUAUGAUGAUAAUAGUGUAAGAUCAGCUAUUGGAGAUUCUUAGGGUAAUCCAUAUGAGAAAUUAUAUCAUUGGGCUAAGGAUCUUAAUCCAUUAAAUGAGCCAGAGUUCCAUGAGUAAGUUUUUAAGACGAUUAAGACAAUCAGAACAGCAUCUCCACAUGCUAAAUUAUGAUU